This is a messenger RNA of Alnus glutinosa, 4075 nucleotides long. Its product is annotated as probable protein phosphatase 2C 51. The transcript is spliced from 9 exons. Bases 200 to 1714 code for a protein of 504 amino acids. Lineage: Eukaryota; Viridiplantae; Streptophyta; Magnoliopsida; Fagales; Betulaceae. Gene Ontology annotation, cellular component: cytosol; nucleus. Gene Ontology annotation, biological process: protein dephosphorylation. The record is from RefSeq and is a predicted model, not a curated record. Gene Ontology annotation, molecular function: protein serine/threonine phosphatase activity; cation binding.
AAAAAGGGCAAAUGGGGGAGGGGCUCUUACCUCCUCCACGGUUGGCACUCAGCAGAGGAAGUGAAGUGGAGGGGGAGGGGAAGUCACAGGAGGAGAAAAGGAUUAUCGGUUUAUAUCGUCGUUGCAAUCAAUCCGUUCGUCUCAGACUCUGCCUUGCCGCAACGUUCACUCGCAAGGAUUGAAGUUAUAUCGUCAAUUGAUGGAAGGGUUUAAAAUUGGAGUUAUGUUAGGAUUAUUUAUUAUUAUGAUUCCAUCUUCCUAUGGAGUAUCUGUGUCAUGUAUGAUGACAUAUGAUGAAGGUGGGGUUUUUGCCGUGUUAGAGUCUCCUGAAUGUUCUGAGUGGGUUCUCUCUGCUGGAUCUCCUCAAAAUCAGACUGUGAAAUGCCAGUCUGCCACACUUCAGGGACAUAGAAAAUACCAAGAGGAUCGUAUUGUAUGCCAUCUUCAUAUGAAGAUACCACUUCUUGGCAAAAAUGGGCUUGAGGAGGUUACAGUUGGUGUUGUGGCAGUAUUUGAUGGUCAUGGAGGUAAUGAAGCGAGUGAGGUGGCUUCUAAACUUCUGUUGGAUUACUUUUACAUGCAUGCUGUAUUCAUCUCGUACAAGCUAACGAUGCAUUACAAGGGAGUUUUACCUGUAACUGAUGAUGAAAUAACGCAUUUGAAAAUAUUAAAAGAAGCACUGUUGAGGGCAAUCCAUGACAUUGAUCUCAAAUUUUCUCAGGCAACUUUUCAAAAGAAGCUUCUCUCAGGAUCCACAGCCACUGUAGCUCUUCUUGUUGAUAGGCAGAUUUUAAUUGCCAAUGUCGGUGACUCAAAGGCCCUUUUAUGCACAGAGAAGAUUGAAUCUGUGGCAGGUAAUUUGACAACCAGUCCUUCAGCUACUGAACUGACAGAGGAUCAUCAUCCAGAUAGAGAUGAUGAAAGAGCUCGAAUCGAAGCAGCUGGUGGUUACGUUGCUGUGUGGGGUGUGCCUCGAGUAAAUGGUGUGCUCGCUAUGUCUCGAUCCAUUGGUGAUGUGUAUCUAAAGAGAUUUGGUGUUAUACCUGUGCCUGAAGUGACCGGUUGGCAACCUCUAAAUGCUGAUAGUAGAUUUUUGGUGGUGUCAACUGAUGGUACUUUUGAGAGCUUGACAGCGCAAGAUGUGUGUGAUAUUAUGUAUGAUUCAGGUUCUUGCUCGGCCUCAUCCUCAUUGGCAGAAUGCAUAGUGAAUACAGCAUUUGAGAAAGCUUUCACGGCUGGUGGUCGUGGUCAGCGUGGACAGGUUUCGAAUGAGGAAGUCCCUUACCAUAAACACGAUGUACAAGACGUGACGAUUGAAGACUUGCAGAGGCAGGUUGCAAAGUUAACCCAUCGUCUAGUGGUGCAAAACUUGGAAAGGGGUUGCGAGUUGGAUGAUUACGAUUCAGAUUUCAGCUUUGAGAACCCGUAUCAUAGUCCUGUUCUAGGUCGGGAACACCGAUAUGAAGACUUAGGCUUCAAAGUUGAGCUUCCAGAAUUUUCUUGCACUCUACAAGCCAGAGGCUUCAUUGAUUGGCUACACGAAGUAGAACGAAACUUUGAUUAUAAGGAGGUUCCAGAUCGCAUGAAGGUGAAGCUUGUCGCCAUCAAGCUAAAGGGUCAUGCAUUCGCUUGGUGGGAGCAAUUGAAGCGAUUACGGGAUAGACGAGGCAAGCCAAAGAUUUGUGUGAUUAGGAGAAAAUGGAGAAGAAGAUGAAGGGGCACUUUUUACCCUUCGGAUACACGCAAACAUUGUUUCAACGGCUUCAUAUGCUAAGAUAAGGUGCGGAAUCUGUUGAUGAUUACGCUGAAGAGUUCUACCAAUUGGUUGCUUGAAACGACUUGUCAGAGAUCAAGGAGCAAUUGGUGGUGCGAUACUUGGGCUGUUUACGGCAGUACCUACAAGACGUCCUUAGUCUCCACUCCUUCUGGACGAUUUCUAAAGCCUACCACCAACGUGCCUUGACUGUAGAAAAGCAGCAAACCAGAAGCAAUACCAGAUCUACACCAAGAGGAGAUCAGAAUACACGAGGAGUCCGUCCUUAAGAACCUCGUCAUAAUCCUCAACCUAUGCAAGGCCAGAGUUCCAACUCCAACAUCUACUGUUUCAGAUGUGGGGAGUCCGGUCAUCGAGUGACAAAUUGUUGAAAGCCUACAAGCAAAACAGAUGGGCGCGAGACUCUUAUUGUCAGAAAAAGCUUGCUUGCUCUAAAAGAUGACUCCGAAGAAGAUUGGUUAAGAACCAAUAUUUUUCAUACCACAUGCACAAUCGCGGAACAGGUUUGCAAGGUUAUUAUUGACAGUGGUAGUUGCAAGAAUGUGGUGUCAGAGGAUGCAGUUAAGAAGCUUCAGUUGAAGAUUGAUCGCCAUCCAAAAGUCUUGGUUGAAAAAGGAAUGUGAGGCAAGCCUUGGCAGUAUGAUCAGGCGUUGUCCAUGAUGGGCGGCGAAAUAACUAUACUUUGAGCAUCAAGGGAAAAAAACGUGGUGUUAGCACCUCGACGAGGAGUCAUCCUUAUACCAGUAAUUGAGAAGGGCGUUAAUCACCUGUCAAUGUCUCAGUUCCUGGAAGAAAUAAAAGAAGAGGGCAUUGUGUACGCAUUGAUGACAUGUGAAAAGGUUUCCAGAGUAGAUAAUGAUGUGUCAAUGGAGUUACAAGAGGUGUUGACUGAGUUUGCUGAAUCGACUUUGUGUUGGGGUCAAGCUUGCCGAAUCAACCGGCUUAUCGCCUCAGUCUGAAGGAAUCUAAAGAGUUGCAACACCAAGUGAUAAAAUUGCUAAAAAGAUGUUACAUUCGAGAGAGCAUGAGCCCAUGUGCAGUUCCCGCUCUCUUAGUUUUGAAGAAGGAUGGAUCGUAGCACAUGUGUCAAUAGCAGAGCCAUCAAUCAAAUCAUGGUGAAGUAUAGAUUCCUGAUUCCUUGUUUAGACGACAUGCUAGAUAAGUUAGCAGUUUCUAAGGUUUUUUCCAAAAUUGACCUUACAAGUGGGUAUCACCAGAUCAGAAUAAGGCCUGGAGAAAAGUGGAAAACGGCAUUCAAAACGCAUCAUGGGUUGUAUGAGUAGAUCGUCAUGCCUUUUAGGCUAUCCAAUGCACUUAGCACGUUCAUGCGGUUCAUGCAUCAAGUGUUGCGGCCUUACAUGGGGAAGUUCGUUAUUGUGUACUUUGACUAUAUCCUCAUUUAUAGCCCCUCGCAUGAGACACACCUAAAACAUCUCAGAGAGGUUUUUGAGACACUACAAAAAGAGUGUUUAUAUGUCAAUCGGAAAAAGUGUUCAUUUCUUACUACUAACGUUACUUUUCUUGGUUUUCUUGUGUAUACUGAUGGUAUUCAUGCAUUCUAAAGUGACAACAAUUCUAGAGUGGCCAACACCAAGAGUAUACAUGAUGUCUGGAGUUUCCAAAGAUUGGUGUCAUUCUACCGACAGUUCAUCUGAAAUUUUAGUGCAUUGAUUGCACCAAUUACAGAGUGCUUAAAGGGUCAGAACUUCCAAUGGACUGAAGAAGCCGAUACAAGUUUUCAACUGGUGAAGUAGAAAAUGACAGAAGCACCUGUUCUCACACUCCUAGACUUCGAGAAGAUUUUCGAAGUCAACUGUGAUGCAUCUGGUGUUGGUGUUGACAGUUUCCUAAGCAAAGAGAGACGCCAGAUCGCUUUUUUCAGUGAGAAGUUGUCAAGGUCAAAGAAAAACUAUUCCACCUAUGAUUUGGAGUUCUACGCCAUUGUGCAGUCUUUGAAACACUGUCGUCACUACCUGGUGCAAAAAUAGUUCAUCCUUAUCACUAAUCAUGAGGCCCUCAAGUAUAUCAAUGGCCAACAGAAGCUCAACCGCAGACAUGCCAAAUGGGUUGCCUACCUUCAAGAAUUCACUUUUUCCUUACGACACCAAUCUGGGACCUUGAAUAAAGUUGCUGAUGUGGUGAUGACUUGAGUAGGCGGGCUGCACUUCUUACUACUAUUUACCAAAGUUGUGGGUUUUAACACUUUCCAAGAGUUGUGUACGGCAAAUCCUUCAUUCGGGAAGAUAUUUGCUGAGUUGUCUGUAAGUACGCACAGUGAUUAUGUUAUUCUUAAUUGUUAUC